UGUGUCCUUGGGGAUAGUACUCCACGGAUUUUAGUGUAUUCAAAUGUCGUUACUACUGUUUGGAAUUCUUGCUGCUGUUUUUGGUUGUGCCUCAUGUUCCGAACAGGAGUAUCGCUUAACGAAACACCUCCUCGAGGGCUACGAUGCGGGUGUCAGACCUGCCAAGAACUCAUCGCAACCGCUGGUUGUUAUUUUCGGUCUCUCGCUUCAUCACAUCAUCGACGUGGACGAGAAGAAUCAGAUUCUCACAACGAAUUGCUGGCUGACGCAAAUCUGGACGGAUCAUCAUCUCAGGUGGAAUGUCUCCGAGUUUGCGGGGAUACAAGUGAUUCGGGUCCCUUACAAUCGAGUCUGGAGGCCGGAUACUAUUCUUUAUAACAAUGCAGACCCCCAAUACAGUUCUGCCGUGAUAAACACAAAUGUCAUCGUGAGUCACACAGGUGAAGUCGUGUGGUUGAGCCACGGAAUAUUCCGAAGCAGUUGCAACAUCGACGUCGAGUUCUUUCCCUUCGACGUACAGACUUGUGCAUUAAAAUGGGCAUCGUGGACCUACGACGGUUACCAGCUGGAAUUAGAGCGCCAGAGCGAACAAGGGGAUGUGAGCAACUAUCAGGCGAACGGUGAAUUUGAUCUCGUUGAUUUUACCGCACAACGUAAUGUGCAGUACUACUCGUGCUGCACCGAGCCUUAUCCAGACAUCACCUACGAGAUUAGACUGAGACGUCGACCCAUGUUCUACGUCUUCAACUUGAUUUUGCCGUGUAUAUUGAUCAACGGAAUUGCGCUUCUGGUCUUUUACGUGCCAUCCGAAUCGGGGGAAAAAGUCACUCUGGGGAUCUCCGCGCUACUCUCGAUGACUGUUUUUCUGAUGACUAUAAGGGAAACUCUACCGCCUACUGAGAAAACUCCACUCAUCAGUCUCUACUACGGAGUGAGUAUCUGCCUGGUAUCUUUUGCCUCCGGUCUGGCAGUGGUCACCCUCAAUCUUCAUCAUCGAGGGGUUCGUGGGACAGGGGUUCCGGCUUUCCUCAAAUCCCUGGUUUUGCGAAAAUUAGGAAAAAUUCUGUUUUUCAAUUUUAAACAGAAAGAGUCAACUUCAACUUGGAAUCGAGAAUCGACUCAAUCAGCAAGAAGAAGACAAGGCUGUCCACUUCACUGCUCUAUGGAGUUGCAGCAGGCGUCUCCAAAAAUAGUAACAAGCCGUACGGGCAGUAACAACAGCAGUUCCAGCAUAGACCUAGGGGCAGAAACGAGCCUCGAGCUCCACUGGUCGCGCAUUCUCACACGUGUACACGCGACAAUCGAGCGAAACGAGAGGAGAUUGACCGACCAAGACAGACGUGAGCAAGCAGAAUUGGAGUGGAAGCAGGUGGCCCUGGUGAGCGAUCGUGCAUUGCUCUGCGUCUUCUUCCUAACGACUGCCAUCAGCACUGCGGUGAUCCUCUGCGGUGCUCCCACCAUCGAAGACGGAGCGAAGAAGGGCUGAAGUGCUCCCCCAAAAAUAUCAUCAAGGUUCUCGUCAAUAAUCUUCAAGUUCGAUGUAAAUAUCAAUGAAAAAGACUUAUCUAGGAUCUCACACAUAUUCAUAAUUCAUUCUGCGUCACGUUAAGGAUUAAACGCAACAAUAAAAUCGAUCGACAUUAGAAUACAGAAGCGUUGAAUCAGUGUCUUUAGCUCAUGGUUUAUUUUUUGGAAAAUUAUUAUUUUAUUAUUAUUGA
Diachasma alloeum is the source of this 1718-nucleotide messenger RNA. RefSeq names its product neuronal acetylcholine receptor subunit alpha-7. Lineage: Eukaryota; Metazoa; Arthropoda; Insecta; Hymenoptera; Braconidae. Gene Ontology annotation, molecular function: acetylcholine-gated monoatomic cation-selective channel activity; transmembrane signaling receptor activity. The coding region runs from base 44 to 1486 and encodes 480 amino acids. Gene Ontology annotation, cellular component: neuron projection; synapse; postsynaptic membrane. The transcript has 9 exons. Gene Ontology annotation, biological process: chemical synaptic transmission; regulation of membrane potential; nervous system process. The record is from RefSeq and is a predicted model, not a curated record.